This is a messenger RNA of Mauremys reevesii (Reeves's turtle), 630 nucleotides long. RefSeq names its product claw keratin-like. The record is from RefSeq and is a predicted model, not a curated record. Lineage: Eukaryota; Metazoa; Chordata; Testudines; Geoemydidae. Bases 85 to 630 code for a protein of 181 amino acids. The transcript is spliced from 2 exons. Gene Ontology annotation, molecular function: structural constituent of cytoskeleton. Gene Ontology annotation, cellular component: intermediate filament.
GGCCAGCUGCAUUCCUGGGAUCAUUCUACUGACUUCACUGAUGCUGCAGAGAGAUAUUCAGAAGCCUUGAAUGGGAACUGUCCAAUGCAGUUCAGGAGCACUGGUGAGCAUAGGGUUUACCUCCACCCCAGAAAGAUGACUUUCUCCAGCCUGUGCUAUCCGGAAUGUGGGGUGGCCCGACCCAGUCCAGUUACUGGCAGCGCAAACGAGCCGUGCGUUAGGCAGUGCCCUGACUCUGAAGUGGUGAUCAGCCCCUCACCGGUUGUCGUGACCCUCCCUGGACCAAUUCUCAGCAAUUUCCCUCAGCAGAGCGAAGUAGCAGCCGUAGGAGCACCUGUGGUUGGAGCCGGUUUUGGAGGCUCAUUCGGUUUGGGGGGAUUGUACAGCUAUGGAGGCCAUUACGGAGGAUUGUAUGGUUUAGGGAGAUUAGGUGGUUACGGGGGCCAUUACGGUUAUGGGGGAUUAUUGGGCUAUGGGGGACACUGCGGUUACCCAGGUCUUUACGGUUACAGGGGAUUAUUGGGCCAUGGGGGAUACUGUGGUUACCCGGGCCUUUAUGGUUAUGGGGGAUUAUGUGGUUCCGGGGUAUCUUGCCAUAGGUACCUCAGUGGAAGCUUUGGGCCAUGUUAA